Messenger RNA from Arthroderma uncinatum, 1530 nucleotides. RefSeq lists its product as uncharacterized. The transcript has 3 exons. The coding region runs from base 1 to 1530 and encodes 509 amino acids. Lineage: Eukaryota; Fungi; Ascomycota; Eurotiomycetes; Onygenales; Arthrodermataceae. The record is from RefSeq and is a predicted model, not a curated record.
AUGGAGGUAUGGUCUGGUCCCAUCGACUCUGGCUCGACCACGCCGCUCACAGGUAUACGUCUAAUCGACCCUAAUUCCACCAGCCAGAGCGGCCUAUCUAAGAAUGCAAAACUAUCAUUUCGCGCCUAUGUCAACCCAAAUCGAAUCCCAAUAUUCUGCUUCACUGGUCCUUGCCUUGAGACGGAAGAAACAGAUUACGAAGCGUUCACUUCUGUCCAGCAAUGCCCUGUGGGGAUUCUCAUUCGCGUCGAACAGCAACCAUCCUCCAACGAGGUAAAUAUCAGCUCGUCACAAUAUGCUAUAUCAGAUAUCCUUAUAUUCGGUGCCUUAUCAGCGUCUGGUUCACAACAUAUCCGUCCGCCAACCCCACAACCAUCCUCAGCUGCUGCUGGGGAUAGACUAUGCGAAGAUGGGGGGGCUACACACGAGCUAAGAGUGUAUGCAAUUCCCCUCUGCUCGGAUAUAAUCACUAAGGCCAGGGCACUCGCUACUCCGCCGUUUAGCCCUCAAUACAACCCAGCUGGAGCAUCAGAGAAUGAACCGUCAGGCGAAUUUCUUCCGGAUUUUUUCCGCUCCCCGAGCCCGAAGAGGAAAAGGGUUGCAACUCUGUUUGAAGCUGCAGCUGAAUAUCAUAAGAAAGUUAGAAGGAAGGGAGCGGCCGCAAUGUCUGAUUUUAUCACGAGGGACAAAUCGGUCACACCACAGUUUCCGCAGCUUCCAUCCUGCAUUAAAAUCAAACGGGAAAAUGAGAAUAAUGCAACGUUGAGCGGCAGUUUUGGUGAUAUAAGUCUAGCUCGAAGGCGCGCUACUUCGAUCGCAAGAGACGCCAGAGCAGGUUCGAGGAGACCGUCGCUAUCUCGGCCUAGCUCCUCGAUGUCUCAGGCUUUAAGUACAUCAAGUCAUAAAGACCUACCAAGCUCUAGAGCUGGCGACCUAAAUCACCCACCAGAGCGACAUCAGAAGCCUGGGAGCCCAGAUCUUAUUUCCCUGGAAGAUAUCACUGCUGCUAAUAAGGCAUUGUUGACCCGUACAAUCCUUACAUGUAUGCGCCUUUAUGGAUUUCGUCGGACAAAUACACGAACCACUUCGUGCCUACCAUCCUCCAUGCCUGCUAUGCGCGAUCAGUCAUCACUACCAAUCUCCGAUGAUACGCUCUCUAAACACGAUGCAGACGAACCCAACGAAGGCCGCAGCCAUGAUAACUCUGAGUAUACAACUCUUCGUCAGCCUGGUGGCCUGAGAAAAAGAGAUGCGCCUAUUGCAGGCGAUGUCUUUGAUGGGAGAGAACUUACCAAAGCAGAAGCGGAGGGGGAGGAUGAUACGGGGUUUAAAGACAUGUACCAUGCUACAUAUCGUGCUUCAGCAUUUGCGCUGAGGCGAUUCUUCAAACCCUCAACUCCGGCUAUCAGGGUACCAGGGGAUGCAUCUGCAUCUCAUACUUAUCAUUUACCAACAUUAAAAAAAGACAAGGCGAUGGAUACUGUGGAUUCUGUAUUGAAGCUGUUCUGCGAAUUGUCAGACGCAGAAUAA